AUGCUUCCAAGCACAAGCAUAAAAUUAGAAGGAAUGUUCAAACCUCAAGCCCCCAGAGAAGGAUCCAGCAGAUUAAGCCCACCCUCUCCAAGUUAUCUAAAAGUCCCCUCCUUACAUCCAACGGACCUCGCCCCCAAGGACAACUUAUAUAGGUUCCUAGGUAAAAGAAGCAUCCGCUAG
Messenger RNA from Plasmodium inui San Antonio 1, 180 nucleotides. RefSeq lists its product as hypothetical. The transcript has a single exon. Bases 1 to 180 code for a protein of 59 amino acids. NCBI's taxonomy places the organism in Eukaryota, Apicomplexa, Aconoidasida, Haemosporida, Plasmodiidae. The record is from RefSeq and is a predicted model, not a curated record.